Messenger RNA from Medioppia subpectinata, 420 nucleotides. NCBI's taxonomy places the organism in Eukaryota, Metazoa, Arthropoda, Arachnida, Sarcoptiformes, Oppiidae. The record is from the annotation of a GenBank genome assembly.
GAUCGUUUGGCUACCCCUUCCCUCCGCCCCGCUCUAUGGGAUUUAACAUGGGAUUACAACUUAAUUUCGAUAAUCUGUGUCUUCUUCCACAAAAUGUUCUCAACGAAAAGUUGGGCAAAAACUUGGAUACAAUGCAUUAUCGAGAUGUUAUCAUUCAAUUAAGCAAAAAACUGGACGAAUUACCAGCAAAUGGUUUCAAUGAUGAAUUUGAUUCUUCUGAAAGCAAAGUUUGAAUCGUUUGAUUAAGAUUUCGCUUUUAUCUCUAACUUUCACGUCUUGUAAUAAUUAAAUACAAAUUAUUUUUUAAUUAACAUUUGUUUUAAUAUUUGAUAUACAAAACACAUUUAUAUUGGUUUUAUAAUUGAAACAUAAAAAUUUAUUCAAAUAAAAGCAAAUCCGGCGGAAAGAUUUUGAAAUGAA